Messenger RNA from Prorocentrum cordatum, 1305 nucleotides. Lineage: Eukaryota; Dinophyceae; Prorocentrales; Prorocentraceae. The record is from the annotation of a GenBank genome assembly.
AUGCCGACGCCCCCGCGGCGCGCACCUGCCGCAGGACGCCCCCCGCCUGCAGAGUGCCCCGACGCGCCCCGCCCCGCCAUGGCCCGCGCCACCCUCUGCGCGGCCUCGGCCCUCUGCCUGCUCGCGGCCGCGGCCGGCAUCUCCCUCUCCGACGCCCACGCCGGCCUCAAGGUCGACGCGGACCGCGCCGGCGUCGAGAGCGAGGCCCUGCGGCAGCAGGCCGCCGCGGAGCACCUCCUGUCGCUGCGCAGCAGGGCCGAGAGGGGCCGGCAGGGGGCGGCCCGGUACCGCAUCGGCAGGGACCGCACAGGUGCCUACAUCGCACAGGACCUGGAGCGCUCCGCAACCAUGGAGAAGAAGAGCGUCCUGGCAGUCAUCUCCCACUUUGUUCCUGGCAAGGCCGGCGGGGAGGCCCGCCGCAACGCCGCCCUCCACGAGACGUUGACGGCCAUGCGCGAGUGGCCAAGGGUCGACCUGACGGUCUAUGUGCUGACCAACAAGAUCGUCGACAGCGUGAAGCACAUGGUGAAGGACCAGAUCCUCGUCUCGGAGGAGCCUGUCUGCAGCGAGACGUGGAAACACAAGUUUUGUGUGCCCUGGGAGGCCAUCCGCGUGCUCCGCAGCGCCAGCACGGGAGACAAGCCGACGACCAAGCUGGGCUACGAGCUGAUGGCGGAGCCAGUGUACGACGCAUACAUCUACACCGAGUCCGACAUCAUCAUUCCCGAGACGACGUUCCAUUUCUGGCGGUACCACGUGGACACCCUUUACAGGAGGGGGUAUCUGUUGCUCCCCAUGCGCGCAGAGGACAAGAUCCUGACAAAGGAUGUCAUCGCCGUCGACUGCUUCACCGAGGAUUGUGUGAACAAGACCGAGGUGCUCAGGGACGACGACGAGAGCGCCGUCGCGCUCUACUCGACAAGCAGGGACCGCCACUACCUUCGGCCAUUCAACCCGUACUCAGGUUGUUUCAUGAUGAGCAAUCUCCAGUUCAAGGAUUACUUGGAGAGCCCCAUGUGGGACUACCACAAGAUCUGGCAGCACAAGUACAGUCCCUGGGGGGUCCGCGAGACCGCCGCCAGCGGGCUGCUGUGGGCACCCGGCUUCGGCAAGGAAACGGGUCUGACGCAUUUGAAGAUGCGGGUCUGGCACCAGAUCCCGAUGAACGGCGUUGGCAAGGGUGACCCCAAGGCCAGGAUCGAUCCCUCUCGCUUCCACAGGGUGGACGAGUACCAUGACAAGGUAUCUGAGUGCUUGAACGGCACUCUGCAGUGCGGCCAACUCACGCCGCUCAGGCACUUGUAA